Messenger RNA from Aegilops tauschii subsp. strangulata, 3329 nucleotides. RefSeq lists its product as uncharacterized. Lineage: Eukaryota; Viridiplantae; Streptophyta; Magnoliopsida; Poales; Poaceae. The record is from RefSeq and is a predicted model, not a curated record.
AUCCCUAGCCCACGCCACGACGCCAUUUGUUCCUCGUCAGGAACCCUAGCCGCGCCAGCCCGCCGCCGCCCAGCCGGCAGCCCUCCGCGGCCCUCCCCUCCUCCGUCCGUCCCGCCGUCGCCUUCCUCUCCUCCUUUCCGUUGACCUCUUCCCCGCCGUUGGCCUGCUUGCCGGGCUGCAGCUCCAUCGGGCGCUCGGGCCGUAGUCUUUGCGGAGGAAACCAGCCGAGCAGUAGUCCAGUCCACACACACCCCAGGCCCGCUUCUGGCCCAUAUGCCGGCGACAACCAACCGGACCAGAGCUCCUCGACACACACAGCGCCUCCCAAGCCCUAACGGCAACACCAACACCGGCCACGCGGCGGCCGGCUCACCGUAGCCGUCCCCUCGCGCUCGCCUUCGCCAGCGCGGCAGCGCCGUCCGUCGGUGUCGCACCCGCCACCACCUCUUCCCCCUCUUCCUUCCGCCGCCGCAACCGCGCCGCUGCCGCAGCCACUCGCCGCCGACUCCAAACCGCGCCGCCUGGCCGCCUCCUGCUGUUCCGCGCUCGUCCCUUGCCGUGCAUAUGGACGAAGAGCGCGUGGAACGGGAAGGCCGCCGCCUCAAGAAGAAGGCGAAGCAUCGUGAUGAAGAGGGGAAGGCGAAGGAUAAAUUGAAGCGUCGCACAGAUGAAAAGGCAACUGAGGCUGAUUCGGUCGCAGAAAAAGGUAAGCAGGAGGCUGUGGUAGGCGUUGCGGAGGAGAAAGAAGGCCACAAGCGCAAGAAAGGGAAGGGCCGCAGUGAGGAGACGAAGAGCAAGGAGAAUGUUCCAGUCGUUUCAGGUAGCAUAGAGAACGGUGUUGGUGAGGAGCAGGCCAAGAAGUCGGGCUCGAUGGCGCUGAAGCCUUGUUCGGAGGGUGCCAUGAACAAAGACAAUGUGAAGAAAGACAAGAAGAGAAGGAAGGAGGAGAAGAAGAAAGAGAAAGAAGCUGACAUGACCGAGCAGAAGCAGAGUUUUGAUACUACUGUUGGUAAGGAGCAAGCUGAAACUUCUGGCUUGAUGGCGGUAAUGCCCUGUUUGGAGCGUGCCCAGGGUGAUAUGAGCAAAGACAAGGUGAAGAAAGUCAAGAAGAAAAAGAAGGAAGAGAAAGAAGCUGAGAAGACUGGGCAGCAGAAGCAGACAUUUGAUACUACUGUUGAAAAUUCAGGGGCAGAGUAUGCAGAGGGAGACAAGGUUGAGGGAAAACAGUCUAGCAAGGCAAAGAAGAGCAAACGCAAGAAUGAUGAUGGUGCACCUGCUGCUGAUCAAACCGUGACAAGAGAAUAUAAGAAGAAAAAGAAGGAGCAUUCAGUUGUGCUGGAAGAGAGCAGCCAAACCGAAAAUACCAAUGAAGGUGAGAAUAGAGAGAUUAAGAAGGGAGGAAAGGAAAGGAGUAAAGCGAGUCCAGACUUUAGUGAGAACGCAUCUGCUGGGGGAGAGGAAGCUGGUGUAGAUGGUAAUGAUGAUAAGAAGAAAAAGAAGAGCAAGGGGAUUGGAGGAGGGAAAAAAGAGAAAGAAAAGGCAGUUCGGUCAACAAAGGGUAAGCGGGUGAGUUUUGCUGGUUCCGCGGAGAUGUUUAGAACCGAAGGUGGUGAUGGUGAGGGGAUUGGAGGAGGAAAAAAGAAAGAAAAGACAGCUCUGUCAAAGAAGAAAGGUAAGCGGGUGAGCUUUGCUGAUUCUGCGGAGGUGUUUAGCAUUGAAGGUGGUGAUAAUGAAGAGGAUGGCAUCAGAGAUGAAUCGAAAAGUGUGCAUGGUCGGUUUACACCAGAGGAAGACGCCACCCUCAUGGAAGCUAUGAGGGGUUAUGCAGAGAUGAAGCAACUGGGAGAGAAAGGUUUAGAGAUGAUUGGGUCUUGUCGUAAAUACCCAGAGCUAAAGGGUUGUUGGGAUGAUAUAGCGAAAUCGUUACCCCAUAGACCUUACUUGGCCAUAUACAGGCGAGCACAUACGUUACUCCAUCGGAGCACUGGAUGUAAAUGGACAGAUGAAGAAAAAGAGCAGAUUCGGCGGUUUGUCGAGAAAAAUGGCACGGAUUGGAAAACACUGGCACAGGAACUUGGAAAGAGUGAGAUCCAUGUAAAACAUGCUUGGAGAAGAAUAAAACCUAAGAAGAAAAAAGGUGCUGAUGAUGAAGAGGAUGCCAGCGGUGGUGAAUCUGAACUUGUACAUGGACAUCGGUUUACCACAGAGGAAGAUGCCAUCCUCAUGGAAGCUAUGAGGGAUUACGCAGAGCUGAAACAACUGGGAGAGAAAGGCUUAGAGAUGAUUGGGUCUUGUAGUAAAUACCCAGAGCUCAAGGGUUGUUGGGAUGAUAUAGCGAAAUCGUUACCCCAUAGACCUCACGAGGCCAUAUACCAUCGAGCGCGUAUAUUACUCUAUAGGAGUGCUGAACGUAAAUGGACAGAUGACGAAAAAGAGCAGAUUCGGCGGUUUGUCGAAAACAAUGGAGCGGAUUGGAAGACAUUGGCACGGGAACUUGGAAAGAGUGAGAUCCACGUAAAAGAUACUUGGAGAAGAAUAAAACCUAAGAACUUGAAAAAAGGACGUUGGACUCAGGAUGAACAGCAAAACUUGUUUGAUUUGGUGAACCUUGACUUGCGUCUGAAAGCCCAUCAAAUAAAAAAUCCUGAUCAUCGGCUGCUAAGAGAUAACAUUUCCUGGGAGGCCAUCAGUGAUAAAUUGACCACCCGUAAUCACAAGAAUUGUUGCCUCAAGUGGUACGAAACAUUAGCAUCUCCGAUGGUCAAGGAAGGAGUCUGGGCUGAUGUUGAUGAUUAUCUACUGGUGGAAGCGCUUCAAAAGGUUGAUGCUGUCUGUAUUGAAGAUGUUGACUGGGACAGCCUACUUGAUCACAGGUCUGGGGAGGUUUGUCGUCAAAGAUGGAACCAGAUGGUCCGUGCCAUUGGUGGCCACAGGGAGAAGCCUUUCAUCGAACAAGUGGAAGUGCUGUCGAGGCGCUACUGCCCAGAAAUGAUUGAAUACAGGAAGUGAGGAAUAAGUGUAGGAAUUAUCACCCGUCAAACUUGUAAGCCCAGACAAAACAGCAAGCAUGAUGUGUCAAAUCUUGCUCGUCAGUCGUCACUUCCAUGGUAUGUGGAGUAGCCCGUAGGAUGCCAGGCUUGCGGGAUUUAUGGGGUGUAGAAAUGUCUCAACGGUACAUGGUUCACCACUGAGCAAGCUAAGUUAUGAUUUUGUUUUCCUUCUAUUGUCCUCACGAACAUCUUUACUCAAACAUGCUUCAGGGUUACCUUUUUCAUUUACUUGGAAUGCUGAGUUAUUAUGACUAAAAUCUGAAAUGUGUUUGACCCAAA